AUGAGUGUGGGAAGGGCCCACCACCACAGCUUCGUGUCCUGUGAAGAACAAGGCCUGCGACUGGGGACCAUGCCCGCCGUGGGCAACUUUGGCAAUUGCAAGAUUCACACGAGACGCAAAUGCCAUGGGCGGUUUGUCACCAAGAGUGGCCAUUGCAACAUCCAUUCCUCAAACAUGGAUGAGAAGUCGCAGCGAUUCAUAUCGGACAUUUUUACAACUUGUGUGGACAUCCGCUGGCGGUACAUGUUCCUGCUGUUCAGCCUGGUGUUUGUGGUGUCGUGGUUAACGUUCGGCUUGGCAUUCUGGGUCAUCGGCCUCCUGCAUGGGGACAUGGACCAUCCCGCAGGAGACGACAGUUUUGUUCCUUGUGUCCUGCAGGUCAACACCUUUGUGGCAGCUUUCCUGUUCUCUAUUGAGACCCAGACGACCAUUGGGUAUGGCGCUCGUUGUGUGACGGAGGAAUGCCCCGCCGCCGUCUUCAUGGUGGUCUUUCAGUCCAUCAUGGGCUGCAUCAUCGACGCCUUCAUGAUUGGUGCUAUCAUGGCCAAGAUGGCGAGGCCAAAGAAGCGCGCCGAGACUCUACUGUUCAGCCACCACGCAGUCAUCGCUCUACGUGACGGGAAGCUGUGCCUCUUGUUCCGAGUCGCUAACCUGAGGAAGAGCCACAUCGUGGAGGCUCACGUGCGCGCCCAGCUCGUCAAGCACCGGUACACAGUGGAGGGCGAGUACAUCCCCCUGGACCAGAUCGACAUGAACGUGGGCUACGACAAAGGCACAGACCGCCUCUUCCUGGUCGCACCCCUCACUGUCAUACAUGAGAUCGAUGAAGAGAGUCCACUGUUUGGCAUCAGUAAGCAGGAUCUGGAGACGUCUGACUUUGAGAUAGUGAUCAUACUGGAGGGGAUGGUGGAGGCCACGGCCAUGACGACGCAGGCGCGCUCCUCCUACCUGUCCUCUGAGAUUUUGUGGGGUCACCGCUUUGAGCCGGUCAUCUUCGAAGAGAAGAACCAGUACCGGAUAGAUUACGCCUACUUCAACAAAACAUUCGAAGUGCCCUCCACCCCGAGAUGCAGCGCCAAGGAAAUGGAGCAGAGGAAAUUCCCGACCUCGGGGGCCAACUCCUUCUGCUAUGAGAACGAGCUGGCCUUCAUCGGCAGGGAUGAGGAGGACGAGGGCGAUGUAGAGAAAGAGGAAGUCAGGAAGUAUUCAUCCGAACUGGGUAAUGCAGUUGUCAUGUGA
Messenger RNA from Pleuronectes platessa (European plaice), 1239 nucleotides. RefSeq names its product potassium inwardly rectifying channel subfamily J member 12b (gene kcnj12b). The coding region runs from base 1 to 1239 and encodes 412 amino acids. Gene Ontology annotation, biological process: potassium ion import across plasma membrane; regulation of monoatomic ion transmembrane transport. The record is from RefSeq and is a predicted model, not a curated record. The transcript has 2 exons. Gene Ontology annotation, molecular function: inward rectifier potassium channel activity. Gene Ontology annotation, cellular component: plasma membrane. Lineage: Eukaryota; Metazoa; Chordata; Actinopteri; Pleuronectiformes; Pleuronectidae.